Messenger RNA from Sitophilus oryzae (rice weevil), 669 nucleotides. Its product is annotated as protein tilB homolog. NCBI's taxonomy places the organism in Eukaryota, Metazoa, Arthropoda, Insecta, Coleoptera, Curculionidae. Bases 1 to 669 code for a protein of 222 amino acids. Gene Ontology annotation, biological process: cytoskeleton organization. The record is from RefSeq and is a predicted model, not a curated record. The transcript has 6 exons.
AUGAGCAACGUUUCUCUGGCAAACUGUGUUUUUGGCGGUCUCUGGACACCGAAUAUUAACUGUAAACUAUGGUCUGGGUCAACACUUAAUUUUCCCUCGAGUUUUCCUCCACUUUAUUUUAAAAAACACGAAACUAUAAACAAAAUCGACAGUUUGGCCGACUUUCAAUUCUGCAAAAGAUUGGAGGAACUCUACAUAAGACAGAACGAUAUCAGAAACCUCAACGAGGUUGUAUACCUGCAAAAUUUGCCUAAUUUAAAGAAUCUGUGGUUAGGAGAAAACCCCUGUUCUAAUAUCGAAGGGUACCGAUUGGCAGUGAUCAAAGCUUUACCACAACUACAAAAAUUAGAUAAUGUUGCCGUUACUCAGGAGGAAAUAAGAGAAUCUCAGAAAUACGGAAGAUCGCUCUGCCAUCCUGACGAUGUUGAAUCAGACGAGGAAUAUGCCUCCCAGCAACAGUGCAGUCAAAUCAACAGCACGUAUCGGGAUUAUUCUGAGCUUGAGUACAGUCCUGUUCAAAGAAGCCCGCCUAGACAAGAGACUGAAUAUGAAAUAGAAGAAAGUGAAGAUCCAUAUCCAAGGGAGGAGAUAUCAGAAGAAAGUAGAGAAUAUUCACCCCCACAGCCGGUAAGGUUAUUUAAUAGUCAUUAUUUUUCGCAAUCUUUAUAA